This is a messenger RNA of Leptidea sinapis, 4498 nucleotides long. RefSeq names its product protein FAM136A-like. The record is from RefSeq and is a predicted model, not a curated record. The coding region runs from base 134 to 577 and encodes 147 amino acids. Gene Ontology annotation, cellular component: cytoplasm. The transcript is spliced from 4 exons. NCBI's taxonomy places the organism in Eukaryota, Metazoa, Arthropoda, Insecta, Lepidoptera, Pieridae.
AACUAAUAAAAAACGGUACGCAUUGGUACCUAUGUAAAUUGUAAUGGUCAGGUAUUUAUUUUAAUUUUCACAUUAUUUGAAAAUUAAGCACAAUAUUGUGAAUAAAGUAAAUGUGGUGAAUAAAAUAUUCAAAAUGGUUGAAGCACAGAAAUAUCGAAUUGAGCAAGAAAUGACCAAUUUGGUCAAUGAACUAGACAAAAGUUAUUUGAGGAAAAUGCAAGGUGACAUGCACAGAUGUGCUGCAAAAUGUUGUGACGAUCCACAAACCUCUCUUGAAAGAGUACAUGGUUGCAUAGAAAAUUGUACAACAUCAUUGAAUCAAGCCAAUAAUUAUGUACAGAAUGAAAUCAAUCACUUACAAAAUAGAUUGCAGAGGUGUGUGAUGGACUGUAACGAUUCAGCGAGGGACAGACUUGGACCGGAUCCUAGUCAGGAGACAAUUGAUAAAUGCACUAUAGACUUCGAGAAAUGUGCAGUAAAGUGUGUUGACAAACAUAUUGGAUUACUACCUGGAAUGAUGAAGAGUAUGAAGAAAGUGUUGGCCAGCGGAAAACCCCCUCCAGUCUCAAACGAAUAAUCUAUCUAGUACCUGCAUCUGUUAUAGUCAUCACUCUCAAUGUUAGAGCGGUAUUGCCGAUCGUGCGCUCUUCCUCGCUCUGUUAGGUUAUACAAAACAUAUUGAUUUGAAGGUACUGUUAAUACGUAUUAUAAUAAUGUAAAUGUUUUCACUCACAGAAAUGAAGUUAAGCUUACCAAUAUCUUAUUUCGUGAUGCGAAGAUACCUUUCUUUAGAAGAAUGUUGUAUCACAUGGGGCAGUGUGACUUUUGUAAUCAUUGUGAAAGUUUACAUACAGACAAAGUGCAGAAAUCAAAAUAAAAGAAAAACUUGUUUGACAUGAGAACCUAUUUUUAUUAUAAUAGCAAUGAAUAUAAAAUUUUCUGUAUUUCUAGAAUUCUAGAGAAAGUAUACCUACAGUUAAACUUUACGUUAAUAGCGUCUGUAGCUUAACUGUCGAACUUUAUAACCAGCGUCGCAUAUCGUUCCAAGUACUGUGGUACGGGGAACGCAGGUGUUGUCAAGCACAAGACCACGUUACAACAACAAUACGCGUUUAUGAAACCUUUUCAUUAUAUUUUUAUCCUUUGCAUUUUUGUAUGAUAUAUUGUAUCAUACCUACACUGAUAAGUAAUUUUUUAUUGUGAAAUCUUGGCACUAUUCUAUUCUUCUUCUGACCAAGGGGCACCACAUGUCAGCCGCUGUCACCUUUAAUUUUUUUUUAAUUAGAUGAUAAUGGACAAACACAGAUCACAUAAAUAAAACAGUAAAGUCCGUUGUAAUUGAUUUAAAUUCAGAUACAUUGUAUUAUUAGCCUGUGCUGCAUAUCAUAUGUUUUGAGUAAUAAAUGAAAGUAUAUUAUAAAGUUCUUCGUAAUGUCGAUAGAUUAUUGUAAAUAAUAUAAAUUAUUGAUUCUGAAAAUAAUAUUUUUCAAUAAAAUGGCAAUUCUUCAUAAUUUUUUCCUUGACAGUACCUAACCUGAUUAUAAUAUAUUUUUUAUCCACCUGUGUCGGAUAAUAUAUUUUUAUAAUCGAACUAUAAUUAUUAGUACAUACAAUUAGGGCGAAUCAACAUGACAACUGGCUCGAAUGACGCUUGUGCAAAGUACAGUGUGCAAAAAACUUUUUUCCAUUUAAAUUUCUCAUAUGAAAACAAAUUAUAGGUAUAUUUUUUCAACUUUUAUAUAAUGUAUAUUAUUAAAUUGCAUAGAUGUACCUGUUUUAGGUAGUAACUUAUAGUUGUCAUUCUAUUUAUAUGGAAAUAAAACAAAUAAUAAAUACUUAUUCGUGUUUUUGGUUCGGAUUUAAUUAUUUACUUUAAAACUUUAUAUUUUUACUUUUACGCUGAAUCGCCACUUUUUUUUUAAAUUCUGCAAUCAGUCCCCAAACUAUGAGCAAAUGUGUUGAAAUUUUGUGGUAAGAGUGGUCUCCAUCGAACUUUUUUCCCUUUAUCUUAAGUCCAAUUCGACAAUGCUAUUUUGCUUGAGUCUCUUUGGAUGCUUUAAAGUUAGUAACUUCACUGCCAAUGGGGUUGGAUGAAUUGCUAACGUUCUUUGUAAUUUGAAGAUAAGAUAAGAUAUUAUUUUAAAUUUAAGUUCUUCAUGAAGUUCAUUGUUUUUUAGGAACAAUGGGGCAUUCGAUAUUUCUAAGGAUGCCAUUUUGGGCUCUCUGUAUUAUUGCAAUGUUGGAGUUGCAUGCUGAUCCCCAGAGCUGGAUACCGUAAGUCCAGAUUGGCCUUAGAACUACCUUGUAUAUAAGGAUUUUGUUAUCUAGACUUAGGACUGAGUUUCUUCCGAGCAACCAUUGUAAUCCUCGAUACUUAUGGUUGAGUUGCUCUCAUUACUUUUGAAGAUGUGCUUUCCAAGUAAGCCUUCGAUCCAGGUGCAUACCCAGGUACUUAACAGACUCAUUGUGUGGCGUCUCCUAGGUGAACAGGUGGACAGUCUCCUGGUCUGGAGCGACAGUAACGUAACCCACGUUACGAGACUUAGAUGUACCAGCUUUAAUUCGCCAUUUUUUGAGCCAGUCUUCAAUUUUGUCUAGUCCACACUGGAGCUUUUGUGAAGCGUGGUUGCAAUUAUUAUUAUUAUUGCUUGUUAUUACUUGCAAGGAUAGCGGUGUCGUCGGCGAACGUAGCGGUUACUACAUCAGGUGUUUCUGGCCGGUGACAUGUGUAGAUUGUGUACAGUACCGGACCCAGAAUCGAUCCCUGGGGUACUCCUGCCUUAAUAUCAUAGAACCUAGUUGUGUAUUCCACCGUCUUUGACUUGGAAUAUUCUUUCUGAGAUGUAUGAUCUAAGCAACCCAUAGAAAGGGUUUGGCAAAAGGCUGCCAGGCAGUAUUCUCUUUUCUCUAAUGACUUCCUAAUUUGGUAAAUAACUCUAUGUACUUGCUCGAUAGUGCCAUGCUCUUGUCUGAACCCAAAUUGGUGAUCUGGGAUUAUGGAUCCUUUUUUUAAGAUUGUUAUCAUCCUUGAAAAUACAAUUUUUUCGAAGAGCUUAGACAUUACAGGUAGGAGGCUAAUCGGUCUAUAUGAGACAACUUCAUUGAUAGGUCGUAGAGGUAUGAAUCGCCACUUUCAUUAAUUUCUUCUAUUCCAGAUAUGGUAUAUCGCUACAAUGGUCAUCUUUUUCACUUUCUGAAGAGCUUUUUCUACUCUAAGAGAUUUUUAAUUAUUAUCUGCAUGGUAUUUUUUCGAACUCGAAAAUUUAUCCUUUAUCCUUUCUCGCGUUCAAAAAAAAUACCUUGAGUAAAAUAUAUUGACUGUGUAUCGUUUUUUCUACCAUUUUAUUAGAAAAAGAAUAGGUAUUUCAAGAAAAAUGCCCAAACGUAACAAUGACAACAAAAAUUUAAAAAGACACGUGUAACUGUAACUGAGAUGCUAUCGCUACUGGCCUUGCAAGGCGACUGAGGGGCGCCGCGCAGGGAAGCGGGGGAUGCGUCGAGUUCGAGCCAGGUGUCAUGUUAAUUCGCUCGGCUGGUAUGUAUAUGUAUAAAAGUUUGUACUAUUUUCAAUACCUACAAUUAAAACUAUGAAUAAGCAUGUAUUCUUGAUAAAUAGUAUAUUGUAAUUAUCGGAAGAUAGUGUGCCAGAUAUUUGUUGAUUGCUAUACACAGGUCGUAGAAACAAUGGGAGAGUGUAAACAUCGACCCUAUAAUCCACACUCCUAUUAACUAAAUAUUCGCAAUGCAAACAAAUCAGAAAUUAAACCGAGGUGAGCGGGUCUAAGAAACUGAAUGCUCAUUGGUCAGAUGUGUAUGCGGUUGACUUCUGAAAUUGUUCGCCCUUUACUAGGCGUGUAUUUGUUAUAGGGCCGAUGAGUAUAUGUACAAAUAUCAAUACCUCAGUUCCAAAGAGUUAAUAAUUUUGAAAUUGGUUGUCAAAUCAAAUUCAAAAAAACAACUCGAAAUGUUACGGAAUAUAACGAAAAUAUCCUAGACUUAUGAAUAAAUAUUGGAAGUAAUAAUAAACUGGAUUCACUUAUCGGCUUGUUUUUCUGUGGUAAUGGUCGGUUAUCGUUUAUGGAACAAUUUCUGGUAAUGGCAAUCUUACUGAAUUUCAGACUUGUUGCACUUUGGAAUUGAGGUAACGUUAUGUUUAUAAUAAUUGGACGUAGUUCCUGAAAAACGUUCCAAGCCACAAAAACAUCACAUUUUAAGGAAUUUGUGUUUAAAGUUUAAUAAAUAUUAGUGUAUUCCAUAUAUGUGGGUUGGGCUACUAAAUCAUGAUGUCAUUUAAAGAGUGUAUGGCUGCCAUUUUUUGUCAGUCCGUUAAUGUGAAUUACGUGACCAGUUUUGUGUUCUUAACUCAAUGUCGACAAGAUUGUGGUUGUGUUUUUCUGAAAUUACGUCCAAUUGAGCUUGUUAGAAAUAAGCGUUUUGUAAAUACUGCAUUUUUGGUGAAUGUUAUAUAAAAUCAUUAAAGUUAUAUAAUUAUUAAAAA